UAUUCAGGCGUCAGGUUGGUAACGGCCACGGACAGCCAUUCAUACGCGAAAGCCCCGCUUUUCUCCGUAUUGGCACUGGGCUGACUGGCAGUGCGCCGCUGAUCGUGAGAAGCUUCCUGCCAAAAACGGGCGGAGUCAGGAGCGCGAAAGCCGCGUCUUCUCCUCCCUCCUUCGGCCGGUCGUGGGAGCCUACUGAGAGUGUAUGUGAGAGAAAAAGCAGCGAGUCCCCGAGAGCCAGCAGGGAGAGCAGCGCCGCCGAGGCCGGACACCAAGUCCUCGCCAGGCAGGGGAGCAGCACCGCCGAGGCCGGACAAUCAAGCGGCGCCGGGCGGGUUCUCACCGACGCCGAGGCCGGACACGCAGUUCCCGUCAAACCGGACGCCAAAUCUCUGCCAGCCCACUGGACACCUGGACGUGCUGCGCCAAGCUUGGGAAUAGAAAUGGACGGGUUCGCCGGAAGCUUGGAUGACAGCAUUUCAGGGGCAAGUGCCUCUGAUGUGCAGGACCGCCUGUCAGCACUAGAGCUCCGAGUCCAGCAGCAGGAAGAUGAAAUCACUGUGCUCAAAGCUGCCCUGGCGGAUGUCCUGCGACGCCUGGCACUGUCAGAGGACCAGGCUGCAAGCAUGAGGAAGAUGCCUUCUGGCAAAGGCCAACCUACUCUCAGGGAGGCCAUAUCUAUGUCCUGUAUUACCAAUGGCAGCAGCUCAGGAAGGAAGACCUCACAUGGGUCAUCCAUGUCCAUCUCCAGAAAAGAAACACUCUCCUCUGCAGCGAAGAGCGGAACAGAGAAACGGAAGGAAAAAGAGCAAAUGGGAGGAGUAAAAGAGGAGCAGCCAUCUGAUGAUAAAAGUGGCAUCAGUUCAUCCGGCCUAUCUGCCAUGCCCACCAUGCCACCAUCACCCUCCCCCCAAGCCCCUCAGUCACAAAAACAGACCCAAGAAAGCAAGAGCUUGGCUGCGGCCAAAAGUGUGAAGCGAAACUCUGCAAUGGAACGUUCACAGAGUAGCACCUGGGAGUCAUCAGAAGAGACCCGCAACAAAUUGGUAAAGGCAGCAUCCACAUCCAGAAUAAUCUCCAAGGUAACGCGGAGUACUGAAAAACAAAAGGAGACAGUAAUAAGUCAAGUGAAAGGGUCGGCACGAGAGAAGAGUCAAGAUGGUGACUACAUCAAGAUGUUCAUGCGUGGUCGGCCCAUCACCAUGUUUAUUCCUUCAGAUGUAAAUAACUAUGAUGAAAUUCGUGCAGAACUGCCCCCUGAGAGGCUCCGUCUGGAAUGGGUGUUUGGGUAUCGUGGUCGUGACUGCCGUGCCAAUGUCUACCUGCUGCCUACAGGGGAGGUUGUCUACUUCAUUGCUUCAGUGGUAGUAUUAUUCAACUAUGAAGAGCGGACACAACGUCACUAUCUUGGUCACACAGACUGUGUCAAAUGUCUUGCAGUUCAUCCAGACAAGAUUAGAAUAGCAACUGGGCAGAUUGCUGGGGUGGACAAAGAUGGAAGGGCUCUACAGCCUCAUGUUCGGGUCUGGGACUCGGUGAGCCUUGGAACACUUCAGGUCAUUGGUUUGGGCACGUUUGAACGUGGCGUCGGCUCAUUAGCCUUCUCUAAAGCGGACUCAGGAGUCCAUCUUUGUGUUGUAGAUGACUCAAAUGAACACAUGCUGACUGUCUGGGACUGGCAGAAAAAGUCCAAAAUUGCUGAAAUUAAGACGACAAAUGAAGUGGUGCUAGCAGUGGAGUUCCACCCAACAGAUGCCAACACUAUUAUUACAUGUGGCAAGUCCCACAUCUUUUUCUGGACGUGGAGUGGCAAUGCUUUGUCACGGAAGCAAGGAAUAUUUGGGAAAUAUGAAAAACCAAAGUUUGUUCAGUGUUUAGCUUUCCUGAACAAUGGUGAUGUUCUGACUGGAGACUCGGGAGGUAUCCUUCUUAUUUGGAGCAAAUGCAUAACUGAGCCAACACAAGGGAAAAGCUCCAAAGGUGUUUAUCAGAUCAGCCGUCAAAUCAAAGGGCAUGAUGGCAGCGUGUUCACGUUAUGCCAAAUGAGGAAUGGUACACUGUUGACCGGUGGGGGCAAGGACCGGAAAGUUAUUCUUUGGGAUCAUGACCUAAAUCCUGAAAGGGACAUUGAGGUUCCUGAGCAGUAUGGAACUAUUCGUGCUGUGGCUGAGGGGAAAGGGGAGCAGUUUUUAGUUGGAACGUCCCGCAACUUUAUUUUAAGAGGCACAUUUAAUGAUGGAUUUCAGGUGGAAGUUCAGGGUCACACUGAUGAGCUCUGGGGCUUGGCAACACACCCAUUCAAAGAUUUAUUCUUGUCCUGUGCCCAGGACAGGCAGGUGUGUUUGUGGAAUUCUGCUGACCACACACUUGAGUGGACCAGGCUGUUAGAUGAACCAGGACACUGUGCUGACUUCCAUCCAAGUGGAGUAGUUGUGGCAAUUGGGACUCAUUCAGGGAAGUGGUAUGUUCUUGAUGCUGAAACUCGGGAUCUGGUGGCAAUACAUACUGAUGGAAAUGAGCAGUUGUCUGUGAUGCGCUAUUCUGUAGAUGGCUCCCUUCUAGCAGUCGGAUCCCAUGACAACUUCAUUUAUCUCUACAAUGUGUCUGAAAAUGGCCGCAAAUAUAGCAGAUAUGGAAAAUGCAGUGGACAUUCCAGCUAUAUCACUCACCUGGACUGGUCUCCAGAUAACAAGUUCAUCAUGUCGAACUCUGGAGACUAUGAAAUCCUGUACUGGGACAUUCCAAGUGGCUGCAAGCUUAUCCGGAACCGGUCUGAAUGCAAAGACAUUGACUGGGCCACCUACACAUGUGUGCUGGGUUUUCAGGUUUUUGGUGUGUGGCCUGAAGGCUCAGAUGGGACAGACAUCAAUGCUUUGGUCAGGUCUCAUAACAGGAAGGUGAUUGCAUUAGCUGAUGAUUUCUGCAAGGUUCAUUUGUUCCAGUAUCCCUGUUCCAAACCUAAGGCACCAAGCCACAAAUACAGUGCCCACAGCAGUCAUGUGACAAACGUGAGCUUCAUUCACAGUGACAGCCACUUGAUCUCUACUGGUGGGAAAGACAUGAGCAUCAUUCAGUGGCGGCUCAUCGAGAAGAUUCCACUGUGCUCCAGUGAUACUCUGAGCCUGACAGAUGUGGGCAGUAGCCAUAUCACUAGCCCUUCCUCUCGUGGGGUAGUGCAGGCUCCACAGUCUGUCACAAUGCACUCUGUAAUUUCGGAAUCUGAGGUGGACACCCCCAAUGGACAGGAGGAGAGCUCACCUGGCACCCCACCUCCAUCUGACAGCACCCUAAGCCCUGAUGACAGUCUUGAACCAAGUGAGGAAAACCCUACACCUCAGCCUGCCUCGACUCCUAUUGAAGAGCUCCCAUCCAAUGCUGCCUGUCUGAUACCUUCCUAAGGGUCACUCUUAUACCUCCUGUCCACGUGGCCAGGCACAUCUCUCUCUCUCUCUCUCUCUCUUUUAUUUUUCAUUUUUUUGUAAGAAAGGAUGGGGGUUUCUGAGCCGGUCAGCCUCUGAAGGCAAAUGUUUACUUUACUUUGGUUUAAGGGGUCCUGAGGUAUUGUACAGCAGGGGGUUCAGGAGUCAGCCUUCCUGCUAGGCCCUAUGCUGUGGGAUAUUUUGGUUUGUUUCUUCUUGUCUCAGGAAUCAAUGCUGAUUGACCAGUGAGACGCUUUCUGCAUACACCUUAACUGCCCCCUCACAUCAGUAACGGCGGGAUUCUGAAUCUUGUCUUUGUAAAAAGAGGUGCCAUAAUUUCCUUUAAUACUGGGUCAGUGUUGUCUUUCUGUCUUCUGUAUAGCACAGCAAAACCACCUAGCACCUCCUGCUUGGUUUAUUUUGCUUAUCGUAAGAGCAGGGCAACCUGACCACUGGUUUUAACUCUAGAUGUCCAAAAAAAUUACAAAUGACCUCUGUCAUAAGAGCUGUUGCCUGUAAGCAUCUUCAUACUGCAGGCAGUUGGCAUUAGAGGGCGGCCAUUACAUCUGAGGAGAUCAAAGGUUGGUGGGAGGGAGUGAAGGAGGAAGAGUAUGUCUUUCAGAAAGAGAUGGUUUCAAUGAACAAGGACUGUCAUUGGGUUGGAAGGUUGUUGUGCUAUACGGCUGUCAGUGAAAAUUGGCAACCCAGUACAGUAAAGCUGUGGCAGCUAUUAACAUGGCCUACCAGUGUAGUACUGGGAUAAAAUGUGUGGCAGACCUGGUCUCCCAUAGGUACUGUCCAGCAUGGGUUUGUAUAAAAGUCUUAACAAGUGCACCAUUCCAGUGUCCAGAUCUCUGUGGUCACCGCAUAACUAUCAUAACUUCCCCUAUGGUGAGCAGUUGCUUGGUGUUGCUGCUGGACUGACGUGACGUAGAUGGAAUGGUUUACAUGUUGUGAAAGGAGCUGUGCUUUAUAGUGAAAAAUGCUACAGUGAGAAAGUGCAUCCUUGUUCUUUGAAACAUCUCGGCACCAUGUGAGAAAAUGGGAGCUUUAUUCUGACCGCUCCUUAGGUAGAGCAUGAAGUCCUGGAGACUAUUUGCUGGGUGGUAUUUUAACAGGCGUUCACCCAUUGGUGAGUAAGAACCUGUGGGGGGCAGCAGCAGUUCCAUAUAAGUCUGCUUCUCCUGGCCAAAGGGCUGACUUUCUUACAGGCUAGGAGGGGCAACACCCUCAGGGUAUUUAGGUGGGGAGAAAGGGAAUCAUGAAGUCCUAAAUGGGAAGGGGCAGCACUGGGGACUAGGGCUACUGCUGAGUAGCUGGGGGGGGGAUGGGGGCAUGUGGGAGGAGAGUGGUGUGGUGUAUGUCCACAGUACUAUAGAAGGGGUGGGGGUGGGUUGGGUGGGGGUGGCGUGACUCUCAUUGAGGUGCGCUGAAAUGUCUCAUUUGCCAUUUGGGCUUUGUGACAGCUUUAUAGGGUGCAGUCCUCAUCCUUCUUGGAAGUUCUAGAGUGGUGGGGAGCACCCCGGUAAUGUGUUCAUUUGACUUGGGGGGGAUUUUGCUGGUGGGUUCCACUUUUUGGUACUCUGCUGGAGAGAAGUGCCCCGUACGCAUUCCCGUCUACUGUAAGCAAAAAAAUAAAAACAAAAAAAAAAAAAUAAAGAGUCAAAUGAAAGGAAA
This is a messenger RNA of Polypterus senegalus (gray bichir), 5093 nucleotides long. It is a transcript of the gene eml4, whose product is annotated as echinoderm microtubule-associated protein-like 4. Gene Ontology annotation, cellular component: mitotic spindle. Gene Ontology annotation, molecular function: microtubule binding. Bases 441 to 3395 code for a protein of 984 amino acids. The record is from RefSeq and is a predicted model, not a curated record. The transcript has 24 exons. Gene Ontology annotation, biological process: microtubule cytoskeleton organization. NCBI's taxonomy places the organism in Eukaryota, Metazoa, Chordata, Cladistia, Polypteriformes, Polypteridae.